AAGAAGCCAAACUUCUUUAUCUCUGACGCCAUUUUAUAACCUGCAUUUUGCUUUGAGCUGUGUUUACGUGUGUUUUUAUAUUUUGUCUCCUUACUGAACUUUUGUUUGAUCUUAUAAGUGAAAAAGUGUUUUUUGUGACAAUUGCUGAAACCAUUAAGAUUUUUAUUAAUCAUCAUGGGAAAAAAAUGUGCUGUAAUAGGAUGUGAUGAUAAGGAUUCCCAUCGACAUCGUUUUCCGAAUCCAAAGAAAUCAGAGGAUUUGUUUAAAAAAUGGAUUGAUCUCUCCGGAAGACUAUCAUUUCAUUCAUUAAACCCUGAGUUGGUUUAUAGAUCUCGUAGAGUGUGCCACAGACAUUUUAGAGAGGAAGACAGGGCAACAAAUAUGUAUUUGAAGAAUGGUACCAUUCCUAUGUUACAUCUUCCUGCCAACCCAGCUACUUUUAAUAUAAUGGGUGCAAAUAAUUCAGAUGAAGAUUUUCCACAACCAAUAAAGCUCAUUAAGGAAGAGUCAACAGAUCUUUGUAAUGAUAUGGAAGUAAUAGUUUCGGAAGAAAGUUUAAAAAUUAAAGAAGGGGAUUCCUGCAAUCAAAUUGAUGUAGAAUUUGCAGAACAAUGUGUAGAGUAUGCAAUUAAAUAUUUAAAACAAUGUUCUAAAACCAAUUUAGUUAAUAGAAUUAUGUUUUUGGAAAAUUUAAAAAAGGAUUUAACAACGUUUGAGUGACUUUUAUACAUAUAUGUACUUACAAUAAGUCCAAGUUAAC
Brassicogethes aeneus is the source of this 760-nucleotide messenger RNA. The record is from the annotation of a GenBank genome assembly. Lineage: Eukaryota; Metazoa; Arthropoda; Insecta; Coleoptera; Nitidulidae.